Chara braunii is the source of this 6527-nucleotide messenger RNA. The record is from the annotation of a GenBank genome assembly. NCBI's taxonomy places the organism in Eukaryota, Viridiplantae, Streptophyta, Charophyceae, Charales, Characeae.
AACCAACGUGAUUGAGCAUGCCAUCCUUACGGGGGAUCACCCACCCAUUAGCUGCGUCCCUUAUUGAUAAUCGUCAGCCCAACGGGCGGCCGCGUUUCAGCGAAUCAAGGAAUUUGAGGCUAAUGGAUGGAUCGAACCUGCAAUAGGACCUUGGUCGUUUUCUGUAGUAAUCGAGCCAAAAAAAGGCCAGAGGGAUUCGCAUAUGCAUCGAUUAUCGGAAGCUAAAUGAUAUCACGAUCAAAGAUGUCUAUUGUGGUUCCCCUCACGAAUCUGCUGAAAAAGGAUCAGCCGUUGAUCUGGACGCCAGAGUGUGAUCAGGCGUUCUCGAAGCUCAAGGCAGCCCUUAUUUCGGCCCCGGUCCUUAUAAGACCGGAUCCUGCGAAACCUUUUGUCCUCAUCACGGACUGGCAGCCGGAGGCAAUCUCAGCGAUCCUGGCGCAAGUGGGACCCGGUGGACUCGAAUGCGUGGUGGAAUACGCGUCUAAAUCGGUGCCUGCUUGCAAACGCAACUACGCCGCCCCGACAGGAGAAUGCUAUGCGGCUCUGUGGGGAAUCAGCCACUUUCGAGCCUAUUUGUAUGGGCGGAAGUUCACAUUGGUCACCGAUCAUGAGCCAUUAUUAGUCCUGAAGAAAUCGAAGGAUUACUCGGGCAUGAUCGAGAGGUGGGCAACGGUGCUACAGAGCAUGGACUUUGACAUUCGUCCUCAGAAGCACGAGAGGCACGGGAACGCUGACGGAUUGAUACGGCUGCACCGACCCGAGAAGGUCCUCAAGAGCGAGGAGGUGAUUUCGUGGAACGAGCCGAAGGAGGAGAGCAGACCGCGAUACGGACAAGUGACGUGGACGCGGACUAGUGAGCAUCCUGCGUGUAUCGAGUACCUGGAGCUGUUGAUCCUGCAGGCUUGGAGAACGGACGUGGAAGGUGAUCUUCCUGGUUUCCUCUUUGGAUCGGUGCGGCCGGACCAUCGCCAACCGAUUACUAAAGAACUCGUCAUUCCGCUCGUGCAACUGGCUGACGAUCUCUCCCUUGAUAUCGUUUCGCAAAGCGACGACAGUCCUGCUCCGCAUGUCGUCACAUGGACAUUGGCGUCGUAUCUUCAGUGGUCUGCGUGCUUGGAAGAACCCGGGAGUGACACCACUUUACCAUCGCGGCAGGAGUAUUUGAAGCCGUACGGGAUUAUCGAUCGCGCCUUCUAUCCGAGGGAAGAGCCUGAGGAGGCGCUUGAAGGAGAAGAGGAAGCCACUGAAGAAAAGGGCGAUGCUGACAAGGAAACGUCGGAGGAGGGAAGUUAUAGUGAGUACAGCGAAGGGGAGCAGAGUGAAGAAGAGGAGGAGGUAGAAGAAGAAGAAGACGAAGAGAAGGAAGCCGGAUCGGAGUGGGAGGACUUGCCAGAAGAAGCGGCGCGCACCGACACGGAGGCGGAAGAUCCCGAAGCGGCACGUAGAAGGGAAGAGAUCGCCGCCGAAAAAAAACAGUUGGAGAUCGCCAGCGGGGCGAGCUUGUGCAUCAACGACGAGCCAACCAGGGAUCCAGAGCCCCCCGAGCCCGAAGAUGGCGGAUCAGCAGCCACGGCUCCAAGCGCAUCGCGACGGAGACGGAGCGGAUCCCCCUCCGCCUCCAACCCAACCCGUCCUCCAGUUCGUCCACCACUGUGGGAUUCCGGUUCUCGGGGCGACUUCAUUCACCCACGUGUGGUGAAAGAAGCCCGCUUACCCACGACACGGUCUCCGACUCCCAUCUCCAUCACCCUAGGCGAUGACAAGACCCAGCGCUUCUUCGAUCAGACGGUCACCGACCUCCCUUUCUUCCUCACUCUCGAGCCGACCGAUCGUCCCGCGGCGUCUCGUCACCACCGUUCCUCUGCACAUUUCGAUGUGAUGGAGACGAGGUAUGAUUUUAUUCUCGGUACUCCGUGGUCUCGUCGGUUCCGCAGCACCGAGGCCGAUUGGGCGACCAACACUCUCGUUCUCAAAACGAAGUGUGGACAGACGUAUCGCGUACCUUUCAUAGGUACCACUGCGACACCACGCCCCGAUCCUCCUCCCCCGGAGCCUUCCGUGCCCACACCAUCUCCUACGAUCACUGUCACCUCGCCUCGGCAGUUCGCUCACUUCAUCCGACAGAACGACGUCACCUUCUUUAUGAUGAACGUUACAGAUCUCUUACUCUAUGAUCCACCCUGUCUCGAUGUUGAGCUCAUCCCUCUGGAGCCAGAUCCUCCUUCUAUCUCCAUGGCUCCCAUCUUUCCUUCCUACCCUCCGUCGUCCGUCGAGUCCACCCCGCCAUCGCGCGCUGACGUUGACGGUGAGGAACUCGCACGAUAUACGGCUGACCUGGAGCCCGCAGUUCGUGACCUCGUUCGAGAGUACCACGACAAUUUCCCAUCAUCGUUCUCGUACGCCGAUAUCCCACCGAUGCGCGACGUCGAACACUCCAUCCUGCUUGUGCCUGACUAUCCGGAUGAAACUCUCCGUCUCUGCAUCGACUAUCGGGGUCUCAACCGCUACACGGUUAAGAACAGUUACCACAUGUCUCGUUCCGAUGAGUUGUUCGACCGCUUAGCAGGCAACCGCUUCUUUACGAAGAUUGAUCUUCGUAGCGGUUAUCAUCAGAUCCGCGUCGCUGCAGCGGACCAGCCGAAGACAGCGUUGGGAUCGCGCUUCGACCACUACGAGUUUACGGUGAUGCCAUUCGGCCUCGCCAACGCACCCGCUACCUUCCAGAGGGCGAUGAAUGACAUCUUCAGGGACAUCUUGGAGCAGUACGUUCUAGUCUACCUCAACGAUAUCCUGAUCUACAGUCGUACCCUUAAGGAGCACCUCAGACGCCUCUGUGACGUCCUUGACCGCUUGCGCAGACAUGGCUUCUAUGCCAAGCUGAGCAAGUGUCACUUUGCCCAGCACAAAGUGGAUUUCUUAGGACACUACGUGUCUGACCAGGGUCUCCACAUGGACGACGCGAAGAUCACUGCUAUUGCGGAGUGGCCCGUCCCCACAUCCGCCAAGCAUCUUCGCAGCUUCCUAGGCCUCACGAGCUACUAUAGUAAAUUCAACCAGGGAUACGCUAGGUAUUCUUACGUCCUUACCUCCACCCUUCUCGGGAAGAACCCGCCAUGGUCUUGGGCACCCCUCUACGAGGACGCCUUUCGCGCCCUCAAGAAGGCGGUGACAUGUGCACCGGUUCUUCACCUACUCGAUUUUGAUCGACCUUUUAUCCUUACCACCGAUGCGUCGGACUUUGCUGUAGGAGCAGUACUUUCUCAGAUUUUCCCCUCCUCUCCUGAUUCCUCUUAUCCUCGCAUCCCUCGCUUCCCACCUCCUAUCCCUACCACUGCUUCCCGCCUGAUGCCUCCUCGUCCAACUACUAACGAGCCUUCUAUUGACUAUUCUCCUACCAUCGUCGAGGACGACACUAUCGAGUCUCGCUCAUGUCAUUGGCAAUCCAUCUCAAUGGACUUUAUCGGUCCUCUUCGUCCUCCGACCCUCCGCGGUCAUGAUGCUAUCCUAGUCCUCGUCGACCGCUUCACAAAGCGCGCACGCUUUGUUCUGUGUCGCUAUGCCAUCAGUGCACGUGAGGUCACCGACAUCGUGUUUGACCAAGUCAUGUGUGACCACGACUUACCUCUGAGCAUCAUAUCUGACCGUGACCCGCGCUUUACCAGCCGAUUCUGGCGACGGCUCCACGAGGUGUUCGGAACCCAGCUCCACUUCUCCUCGUCUUACCAUCCCCAGACUGAUGGUCAGACCGAGGUCACGAACAGGACUCUCGGAAAUAUCCUCCCAAAGAUUGUUUGUAACAACCAGUAYUGGGACCUCCAUCUUGCCCACGCGGAGAUAGUCUACAACCACGYCGUUUCGCCAACCACGGAGAUGUCGCCUUACUAUUGCGACCUCGGCUAUCACCCUCGUGUUCCCGCGGACUUCCUUCGAUCGUCACAGUUGCACCCCGACACGAGUUGUCCCGCGCUGGAURAUUGGGUUGCACACAUGACGUCGAUCAUGCAGACCGCGCAUGAGCACAUAGCCGCUUUCCAGACUCGCAUGGUCGCACGUGCGAACCGAUGGAGGAUGAAUCAUUCAUUGAAAGUCGGUGAUGAUGUGUUUUUCGACGCUCGCCACUUACAACUUGAAGCGGACACGCUUCGCAAGUUUCGGCGUCGGUUCUUUGACCCAUGCCGCAUUCUCCAGGCCGUUGGUUCUGAUACAGUAUCUAGCCCGGUCAGCUUUCGUGUGAAGUUGCCCGACUACCUACACCAGGCUCGUGUACACGAUGUCUACCACAUCUCGUUACUGCGUCCCUACCGCAGAUCGUCCGAGCGUUUCGUUGGACGACCAUACGAGCACCCUUUACCCAUCAUGGUGGACGGCCAUGAGGAGUUCCUCGUUUCAGACAUCAUUGGUCGUAGAGUCACCGACGACAACCCUCCUCACGUCGAGUAUCUCGUACGUUGGAAGGGUUACCCUGAUGAAGAGGUUACUUGGGAGCCCCUCGAGCACUUGCAGCACGUUCGCAUGUUGGUGCRUGCCUAUGACCGUGCUCGUCGUGCUGGGUUCACUGCCCCUCCUCAACCCACUGACCCCGUUCCUUCUCCCUCGGCUGAGGAGACCGCUGAAGUCAAGCCUGCUCCAUCUGAGGCAGACCUUCAGCAACAGCCAGAUGCUUUUAAGCGUCUCCCGGAGUGCGUAAGAACCAUAGACUGCACCCAUGUGUACAUCGAGAAGCCUGCAGGUCAGAGGGGGGAGUGUUUCUAUGAUCACACCGACCAAUUCUCUGUCGUGCUGCAGGUGGUCUGCGACCAUCAGUGCCGAAUUCACAGUGUUUUCGUGGGUUGCCCGGGGUCUGUUCAUGAUAGUCGGGUGCUGCGAGUGUCUCCUCUGCAUCGCGAGGCGCAGCGCGGAGGUGGGGUGUUCAACACGGGCGGGGAGGUGCUGCGUGGUGGCCGCACAAUUGGCAGGUACUUGCUCGGCGACGCCGGCUACCCGCACUUGUCGUGGAUUAUGACUCCGGUUGGGGGCAACAGCAGUAACGCGGUUGAACAGGUGUAUGAUGAUUGUCACACGUCCGCACGGUCGUGCAUCGACCGCGCUUUCGAAAGAUUGAAGGUCGUGUGGAGGAACUUCAUCAGGACACAGAUCGCGAAUAUGAAAACCCUUUGCAAAGAGUUUGUGGCCAUUUGCAUACUUCACAACCUGAUGGUGCAUGACAGGGUGCAGGUGGAUCCUGAACUGCUAUCCGACGACAGUGAUAGUGAUGGUUGUGAUGUGCAAAGCCGACGUCGGCGACGGCGUCCAUGUCCGCAAACGCGGCAUGCACCUUGUCCGCCCCCUCCAGAGGAAGACGCAUCAUGUGCUAUUGAGUUGGGGAACGAAUUGAGGGAUUGUCUCAUCAUGCAUGUCUGGCAUCACAGUCGUGUUCACGGGGCUCCUCCGCUGAACCCUUCGCAGCGAUGGUGGUCUGCGACCAUCAGUGCCGAAUUCGUUUUCGUGGGUUGCCCGGGGUCUGUUCAUGAUAGUCGGGUGCUGCGAGUGUCUCCUCUGCAUCGCAAGGCGCAGCGCGGAGGUGGGGUGUUCAACACGGGCGGGGAGGUGCUGCGUGGUGGCCGCACAAUUGGUAGGUACUUGCUCGGCGACGCCGACUACCCGCACUUGCCGUGGAUUAUGACUCCGGUUGGGGGCAACAGCAGUAACGCGGCUGAACAGGUGUAUGAUGAUUGUCACACGUCCCCACGGUCGUGCAUCGACCGCGCUUUCGGAAGAUUGAAGGUCGUGUGGAGGAACUUCAUCAGGACACAGAUUGCGAAUAUGAAAACCCUUUGCAAAGAGUUCGUGGCCAUUUGGAUACUUCACAACCUGAUGGUGCAUCACAGGGUGCAGGUGGAUCCUGAACUGCUAUCCGACGACGGUGAUAGUGAUGGUUGUGAUGUGCAAAGCCGACGUCGGCGACGACGUCCAUGUCCGCAAACGCGGCAUGCACCUUGUCCGCCCCCUCCAGAGGAAGACGCAGCAUGUGCUAUUGAGUUGGGGAACGAAUUGAGGGACUGUCUCAUCAUGCAUGUCUGGCAUCAAAGUCGUGUUCACGGGGCUCCUCCGCUGAACCCUUCGCAGCGAUGAUGCAAGGGGGGUUGGCAAUACAAAUUUUGAGCGGUUGGCCAGUUUGUCAUUCUCGGUAGACGUUGACUCGAUGGAUGCUUCUGUGUGUGUGUGUGUGUGUGUGUGUGUGUGUGUGUGUGUGUGUGUGUGAGUGUGUGUGUGUGUGUGUGCAUCCAUUUCUAUGCAUUCAACCCCCACGACUAGAACCAUCAAAGCCCCCAAAUCCACCCUCUCACCAUCCACGAUGCCACCGUCAUGCUUGCGGCCGAUUCAUUAAACAUGAAGCAAACGAGCAGAAGAGGAAUCGGAAUCACGAAGAACUAAGGUCUGAACAGAAAAGCACACAGGACUAGGCACCUCACACGACAACAUCCAACUGAAAUGCGUUGUCCACGCAAAUAUCGAAGCCCAUCACAGAAUGAAACAUGUUCCCACGA